Molecule: messenger RNA, 2752 nt
Organism: Glycine soja
Lineage: Eukaryota; Viridiplantae; Streptophyta; Magnoliopsida; Fabales; Fabaceae
Product: cryptochrome-1-like
Exons: 5
Coding region: 369-2414 (681 amino acids)
Biological process (GO): blue light signaling pathway; entrainment of circadian clock by photoperiod; circadian regulation of gene expression
Cellular component (GO): nucleus; cytoplasm
Molecular function (GO): blue light photoreceptor activity; FAD binding; DNA binding
Source: RefSeq, a predicted model, not a curated record
AAAAAUACAAGCAAAACGUAAUAAGUGCCAAAACUUAAAAAGUCAUCAACCCAAUAAUCACACUGUGCUUACACCUAUUUAUGGCUUAAAAUCUCCCUUUAAACAAGUUAGAAAGAAAAGCCAAGACAAGAAAAGAAAAAAAGGGAGAGAAGCAGAAAGAGAGAGAGAGAGAACUGAAAAAAGAAAAGAAAAGAUAAGACUAAUUAACGUUUUUUUGGUUUGGUUUUCUUCAACACGCAGGAGACACGAAGUAAAGAGACAAGUUACAUCAGAUGGUUAAAACUUGUUAAAAGAGUUUGUGUAUGUGUGUGAAAGUAGUUUAAGGUUGUGGGGGUGGUUGAAGAAGUUUUUUAGCUUUGUAGAUAGAGAUGUCAGGUGGUGGAGGCAGCAUAGUGUGGUUCAGAAGAGAUCUGAGGAUAGAAGACAAUCCAGCACUGACAGCAGGAGUGAGAGCUGGUGCUGUGGUUGCAGUUUUCGUAUGGGCACCUGAAGAAGAAGGUCAAUACUACCCUGGCAGGGUCUCUAGGUGGUGGCUCAAGAACAGUUUGGCUCAUCUUCAUUCCUCUCUGAGGAAUCUUGGCACUCCUCUCAUCACUAAGCGAUCCACUGACACUCUUUCUUCUCUUCUUGAGGUUGUUAAGUCCACUGGAGCCACUCAACUUUUUUUUAAUCAUUUGUAUGAUCCCCUGUCACUUGUCAGGGAUCACCGAGCAAAGGAGGUUCUGACUGCUCAGGGCAUAACAGUACGUUCCUUCAACGCGGAUUUAUUAUAUGAACCAUGGGAAGUGAAUGAUGCACAUGGCCGACCAUUCACAACUUUUGCUGCUUUUUGGGAAAGAUGCCUUAGCAUGCCUUAUGACCCUGAGUCACCUCUUCUCCCACCCAAAAGGAUAAUUCCAGGUGAUGCAUCCAGGUGUCCUAGUGAUACAUUGCUGUUUGAAGAUGAAUUAGAGAAGGCAAGCAAUGCACUUCUUGCUCGGGCAUGGUCACCUGGGUGGAGCAAUGCUAACAAGGCAUUGACAACCUUCAUAAAUGGUCCACUGAUUGAGUACUCAAAAAACCGCAGGAAAGCAGACAGUGCAACUACCUCACUUCUGUCCCCCCAUUUGCACUUUGGUGAGUUGAGUGUUAAGAAGGUCUUCCAUCUUGUCCGCAUCAAACAAGUUUUGUGGGCCAACGAAGGAAACAAAGCCGGCGAAGAGAGCGUGAACUUGUUCCUCAAAUCUAUAGGUCUUAGAGAAUAUUCAAGGUACAUUAGUUUCAACCACCCCUACAGUCAUGAAAGGCCUCUUCUAGGCCACCUUAAGUUCUUUCCUUGGGUUGUAAACGAAGGCUAUUUUAAGGCAUGGAGACAAGGCAGGACUGGGUACCCUUUAGUGGAUGCUGGGAUGAGGGAGUUGUGGGCCACUGGUUGGCUGCAUGAUCGAAUACGUGUUGUAGUUUCCAGUUUCUUUGUGAAGGUUCUGCAGCUUCCAUGGAGAUGGGGAAUGAAAUAUUUCUGGGACACCCUUUUGGAUGCAGAUCUUGAGAGUGAUGCUCUUGGUUGGCAGUACAUAUCUGGUAGUCUCCCUGAUGGUCGUGAAAUUGACCGAAUAGAUAAUCCACAGUUUGAGGGAUACAAAUUCGACCCUAAUGGAGAAUAUGUGCGACGCUGGCUUCCAGAACUUGCAAGAUUACCAACCGAGUGGAUACAUCAUCCUUGGAAUGCACCAGAGUCAGUGCUACAAGCUGCUGGAAUUGAGUUAGGAUCGAACUAUCCUCUUCCAAUUGUGGGAAUAGAUGCAGCAAAAACCAGAUUACUAGAAGCGCUAUCAGAAAUGUGGCAACAAGAGGCAGCUUCAAGAGCUGCAAUGGAGAAUGGAACUGAGGAAGGACUUGGAGACUCUUCUGAAUCCGUUCCUGCUGCUUUUCCUCAAGACAUGCAAAUGGAGGAAACUCAUGAGCCUGUUAGGAACAAUCCCCUUCCUGUUGCUCGGCGCUACCAGGAUCAGAUGGUUCCAAGCAUCACUUCUUCCUUGUUGAGAGUGGAAGAGGAAGAAACUUCUUCUGAUCUUCGACACUCGGCAGAAGAGAGCAGCAGAGCUGAAGUGCCAGUAACUGCAAAUGCACAACAAAAUGUAGGAGUUACAUUGAAUGAACGGAUGCUGCAGACCACUAAUAGGAAUGCACAAACACAAUACAAUACUACAAUGGAGCUGAGAAAUGUAGCUGAAGAUUCAGCAGUAGAAUCUUCAAGUGGUACCAGGAGAGAAAGGGAUGGAGGUGUAGUUCCAGUAUGGUCUCCCCCAGCUUCUAGUUACUCAGAACAAUUUGUAGGAGAGGAAAAUGGUAUAACAAACAGUUCAUCUUUCUUGCAAAGGCAUCCUCAGUCUCACCAAAUGCUGAAUUGGAGGCAGCUACCUCAGACUGGGUAAUUCAUAUCUAAAGCAAUUAGACUAGAAGCAAGGAGGUGGAAAUUACACUACCACUUUUCUGUUGAGAGAAAGUGAGGUGUUGAAGCCCCAUUGAACAUACAUGUGUUAAUUUCCUUCUCCUUUACCACCACCUGACCUCCAAUGUGUAUGGAAAUUUCAAUUCAUACGGCAGUUCAUCUGCAGUCCCUUCUGCUUUCUUGUACAAUAUUUGCAACUUGCUGUAUAGUAUAGUUUGUGUAGUGAGGGAGAAAGAGCCACCAUAGGAUCUUUGGUCUACUAAUAAACUCAGAUUUAAAAUGUUACAUCUAAAAAAUACUAUUUAUUUUUAUCAAAGUAUA